Molecule: messenger RNA, 5646 nt
Organism: Pteronotus mesoamericanus
Lineage: Eukaryota; Metazoa; Chordata; Mammalia; Chiroptera; Mormoopidae
Product: myosin-16-like
Cellular component (GO): myosin filament; myosin II complex; cytoplasm
Molecular function (GO): microfilament motor activity; actin filament binding; ATP binding
Source: RefSeq, a predicted model, not a curated record
AUGCCCGGUGGAUAUAAAAGUGAAUGUGGGGAUGAUGCGGACGCAAUGUCUUUCCUGGUCCCUCCUGACAAAGAGAGGAUCGAAGCUAUGAACAAACCCUAUGACAUCAAGAGGUCCUGCUGGGUCAAAGACGAGAAGGAAGGCUUCGUUGCUGGAGAGAUCCAAUCUGAACAGGGGUACCAAGUCACCAUGAAGAUGGUUACCAACCAGACCGUCACCAUGAAGGAUGAUAUCCAGCAGAUGAAUCCACCCAAAUUCUACCAGGCCAGCAACAUGGCAGACAUGACCUUCCUGAAUGAGGCCAGUGUCCUGGAUAAUUUGCGCCAACACUACAUCAACAUGAGGAUUUAUACCUACUCAGGCUUAUUCUGCAUGACAGUCAACCCCUACAGGUGGCUGCCCAUCUAUGGUGCCCGAGUGGGCAACAUGUACAAAGGCAAGACAACAGAGAUUCCACCCCACCUCUUCUCCAUUUUGGAUAGUGCCUACCAUGACAUGCUCAUGGAUUGUGAAAAUCAGUCCAUGCUAAUCCCAUAAGUUGGAGAAUCUGGUGCUGGCAAGAUUGAGAACAUGAAGAAGGUCAUCCAGUACUUUGCCAGUAUCGGAGGAACUGGCAAACAGUCCACAGAUUCAAAGGGGUCCCUGGAGGAUCAAAUCAUCCAGGCAAACCCUGUGCCAAAGGCUUUUGGGAAUGCCAAGACCACCAGAAACAACUCUCGUUUUGGAAAGUUCAUCCAGAUCCACUUCGGAGCUACAGGCAAACUGGCCGGAGCAGACACCGAGAGCAGGCUCUUAAAGAAACCUCGUGUCAUCUCACAGCAAGCAGCUGAGAGGGGCUACCACAUUUCCUGCCAGAUUCUCUCUAACAGGAAGCCUGAACUUGUUAAGAGUUUGCUGCUGGUCCCCAAUCCUAAAGAGUACCACUGGGUGAGCCAGGAUGUCACCAUGGUAGAUAAUAUGGACGACAGGGAGGAGCUGCAGAUCACAGAUGUUGCAUUUGACGUGUUGGACUUCAGUGCUGAGGAGAAGAUGGGCAUUUAUAAGCUGACUGGGGGCAUCAUGAAUUUUGGCAACAUGAAGUUCAAGCAGAAGCCUAGAGAGGAGCAAGCUGAAGUGGACACAACCAAGGUGGCUGACAAAGUCGCCCAUCUCAUGGGUCUCAAUUCCAGGGAACUCCAGAAGGGCAUCACCAGGCCUUGGGUCAAAGUAGGCAAUGAGUUUGUGUAAAAGGGCUAGAACAUCGAACAGUGCAACAACUCUCUUGGGGUUCUGGGCAAAGCUGUCUACGACAAGAUGUUCAAGUGGCUGGUGGUCAGGAUCAACAAGACCUUGGACACCAAGAUGCAGAGGCAGUUCUUCAUUGGGGUGCUGGACAUCGACGGCUUUGAGAUCUUUGAGGUCAACCACUUUGAGCAACUGUGCAUCAACUUCACCAACAAGAAGCUGCAGCAGUUCUUCAACCACAACAUGUUUGUGCCGGGGCAGGAGAAGUACAACAGGGAGGGCAUCGAAUGGGUCUUCAUAGACUUUGGCCUUGACCUGCAGGCCUGCAUCAACCUCCUGGAAAAGCCCAUGGGCAUCUUCUUUAUCUUGGAGGAACAGUGCCUCUUCCCCGAGGCCACCAAUGCCACAUUCGAGGCAGCCCUGUAUAACAACCACCUGGGCAAGUCCAGCAACUUCCUCAAAUCCAAGGGAGGAGGAAAGGGCAAGGGGCCUGAGGCUCACUUUGAGCUUGUCCACUAUGCAGGCACUGUGGGUUACAACAUCCUGGGCUGGCUGGAAAAGAACAAAGACCCCUUGAAUGAAACAGUAGUGGGCUUGUUCCAGAAAUCAACACUGUCAAUCCUGGCCCUUCUCUUCAAAGAAGAGGAGGCUCCAGAUGGAAGCAAGAAGCAAAAGAGAGGGCCCUCCUUCAUGGCAGUCUCCAAUUUUUACAGGGAGCAGUUAAACAAGCUGAUGACCACCCUCCACAGCUCUGUCCCCCAUUUUGUCCACUGUAUUGUCCUCAAUGAGUUCAAGCAAUCAGGUGUGGUGGAUGCCCACCUAAUCAUGCACCAGCUGGCUUGCAAUGGAGUCAUGGAAGGUAUCCAUAUUUGCAGGAAGGGUUUCCCAAAUAGGGUGCAAUACCCAGAGUUCAAACAGAGAUACAAAGUACUGAACCCCAGUGUGAUUCCUCAGGGGUUCAUAGACAACAAGAAGGCCUCAGAGCUGCUGCUUGGGUCCAUAGACCUGGAUGUAAAUGAAUACAAAAUAGGACAUACCAAGGUAGGGUCUUCUGCGGGCAUCCUGGCCAAGUUUGAGGACAUGCGCGAUGAACGUCUAGCCAAGAUCAUGACGACGUCACAGUAUCGGCUCUGGGGUUUCCUCAUGAGAGUCGAGUUCAAGAAGACGCUAGAACAAAGAAUUGGCCUAAAAGUCAUCCAGUGGAACAUAUGCAAGUUUCUGGAGCCGCGCUUCUGGGGCUGGUGGAAGCUCUACAACAAGGAGCAAGAGAACCUAAUAGAUGCUGAGGAACACCUGACCCAGAUGAUGAAGACCAAAAUGGAGCUAGAGAGCCAGAACUUGGACAUGCGGAAGUGGCUAGAGGAAGAGGAAGGCACAGCUGCCUCCCUGAGUGCCAAGCACAAGCUGGAGGGGGACCUGAGUGACCUGAAGCAUGACCUGGAAGGCCUUGAGACCACAGUGGCCAAGACAGAGAAGGAGAAGCAGGCCCUGGAUCACAAGUUCCGCACCUUGACCAGGGACCUCUCACUCCAAGAAGAUUCCAUUGCCAAGCUCCAGAAGGAAAAGAGGGCGCUGGGGGAGCUGCACCAGAAAACCCUCGAUGACCUGCAAGCUGAGGAGGACAAGGUGAACCACCUGACCAAGAGCAACAGCAAACUCAACACUCAGAUCCAUGAGCUGGAGGAUAACCGGGAACAGGAAAAGAAAAUCUGGGCAGAGGUGGAAAAGGCUCGUUGGAAGGCUGAGAAUGACUUGAAAGUGACCAUUGAUGAUCUCAACAAGAUGGAGCAGUCCAAGCUAGAUCUCAAGGAGGUGGUGAAAAAGAAGGAUAUGGAAAUCAAUUCUGUCAACUCUAAAUAUGAGGAUGAGCAGUCUCUGAAUUGCACACUGCAGUGGAAACUAAAGGAACACCAGGCCCGAAUUGAAGGACUGGAGGAAGAACUGGAAGCUGAGAGGGCAAUGAGAGCCAAGGUGGAGAAACAACGCAGUGACCUGUCCCAGGACCUCAAAGACCUCAGCGACAGGCUAGAAGAGGCUGGGGGAGCCACAUCUGCUCAGAUUGAACAGACACAAGAGGCCAAGCUCCUGAAACUGCAGCAGGAGCUGGAGGAGGUGGCCCUGCAGAGCAAGGCAACAGCCUCCACACUUCGCAAGAAGCACACAGACUCCAUAGCUGUGCUGAUGGAGCAUAUAGAGAACUUGCAGAGGGUCAAGUUCAAGCUGGAGAAGGACAAGCAGGUCAUGAAGGUGGAGAUUGACGACCUCAAUGCCAGCAUGGAGAUUGUGCAGAAGUCCAAGAUGAAUGCCAAGGCCCAUGUCCAAAAGCUGGAAGAUAGCUUAGCAGAAGCCAAUGCCAAGGUGGCCUAGCUGGACAGAAACCAGGCAGAAAUCAAUGCCAUCAGGACCUGCCUGCAAGCUGAAAACAGUGAACUGAGCCAGGAAUAUGAAGAAUCCAGAGGACUCAAUCAAAUCCUGUGGAUAAAGACAUCGCUGACAUCACAGGUGGACAGUUACAAGAGGCAGCUGGAUGAAGAGUCCAAGUCUCGCAGCACAGCUGUGGUGAGUCUCACCAGCGCCAAGCAUGACCUGGACCUGCUGAAGGAACAGCUGGAGGAAGAGCAAGGAGGGAAGUCAGAGCUGCAGAGCCUUGUGUCCAAACUCAACACUGAGGUGACCACCUGGAGGACCAAGUAUGAAACUGAUGCCAUCCUAAGGACCGAGGAGCUGGAGGAAGCUAAGAGAAAACUGGCUGCCAGGCCCCAGGAAGCAGAAGAGACAGCUGAAGCCGCCCAGGCAGGGGCUGCGUCCCUUGAGAAAAAUAAACAGAGACUCCAGGCAGAAGUUGAGAACCUCACCAUUGACUUGGAAAAGGCCAGUGCUGCAGCUGCUGCCCUGGACAAGAAGCAGUGGGCCUUUGGCAAGAGGCUGGCUGAGUGGCAGCAGAAGUGCAAGGAGCUGCAAGUGGAGCUGGACAGUUCACAGAAAGAGUGCCGCAUAUACAUGACUGAGAGUUUCAAGAUCAAGACUGCCUACGAGGAGUCCCUGGAGCACCUCAAGUCAGUGAAGAAGGAAAACAAGACCCUGCAGGAGGAGGUAAAGGAACUUAUUGAUCAGCUGGGCGAGGGAGGGCGAAGUGUACAUGAGCUGCAGAAGUUGAAGAAAAAAUUGGAGAUUGAAAAGGAAGAACUCCAGGUGGCCCUAGAGGAAGCUGAGUCUUCCCUGGAGGUUGAAGAAAGCAAGGUGAUUUGAAUUCAGCUGGAACUGGCUCAGGUUAAAGCUGACAUAGACCAAAGAAUUCACGAGAAAUAAGAAUUUGAAGCUACAAGGAAGAACCACCAGCAGACCAUUGAGCCUUUGCAGGCCAGCCUUGAUGCGGAGGCCAAGGGCCGGGCAGAGGCACUUCAGCUCAAGAAGAAGAUGGAGGUUGACCUAAAUGAGAUGGAAAUCCAGCUGGACCAUGCCAACAAGAACAACAGUGAACUUGUGAAGACACUGAAAAGGCUACAACAGCAAAUCAAGGACCUGCAGGUCCAGAUGGAUGAGGAUGCCAGGCAGCAUGAGGAGCUGCAGAAACAGUAGAACCUGCAGGAGAGGCGCCCAAACCUGCUGCAGACAGAGCUGGAAGAGGUGCGUUCAGCCCUGAAGGGCAGUGAGCGCUCUUGCAAGCUGCUAGAGCAGGAGGUGGUGGUGAUCACAGAGCGACAUAAUGAGGUCAAUGUCCAGAACCAAAGCCUCCUGGUGGUCAGGCGCAAGCUGGAAUCAGACAUCCAGAGCAUCUCCAAAGAGUGUGAGGAGCUCAUCAGUGAGACCUGCUCAGCUGAUGAGAGGGCCAAAAAAGCCAUGACUGAUGCUGCCCACAUGGCAGGAGAGCUCCAGCAAGAGCAGGACCACUGCAUGCAUCUGGAGAAGAUCAAGAAAAACUAUGAGACCACCAUCAAAGACUUGCAGGCCAAGAUGGAGGAGGCUGAGCAGCUGGCUCUAAAAGGAGGGAAGCGCACAAUCAUGAAGCUGGAAACCAGGGUGAAGGAACUAGAGGCAGAACUGGAUGGUGAACAAAAACAGCAUGUAGAGAUGGUCAAGACGCUGUGGAAGAAUGAGCGUUGCCUCAAAGAGCUGGUCUUCCAGACAGAGGAGGACCACAAGACCAACCAGCGCAUGCAGGAGCUGGAGGAGAAGCUGUAGAACAAGCUGAAGGUCUGUAAGUGGCAGACUGAAGAGGCGGAAGAACAGGCCAACCAGACCUCGGCUCGCUACAGGAAGACGCAUGAGCUGGAUGAUGCUGAGGAGCAGGCCGGCAUGGCAGAGACUGUGCUGAAGAAGCUGCACACCAGCUACCAGGUGGCUGGCAAAGGCAUCUAGACCUCUGCGGAGAUCAUCCAGGUGUCCAAGACAGGCUCCUCCAAAACCCCUUCUGAGGAGUGA